Messenger RNA from Dibothriocephalus latus, 501 nucleotides. The record is from the annotation of a GenBank genome assembly. NCBI's taxonomy places the organism in Eukaryota, Metazoa, Platyhelminthes, Cestoda, Diphyllobothriidea, Diphyllobothriidae.
AUGGCGUAUCUUACAAACCUGAUUGAGAGUGAGAAAGGUAUUGAUCUGAAGUCGGAGUUAGAAGGCAAAGCCUACGUCGCUGUGCCUGGAAGCCAUGGCUGUCGGUUUGACAGUCAGAGCGCGUUUGCUCAUCCUGUUUGUGUUUCAGGCGGCUCCAUGCCAACUCAAAUUUCACCCGGCCUCUUAACUCUAAAAGACGUUGACUGGAAGCGUGUUCAUUUCUUCUUCUGUGACGAACGGGUUGUACCGUUUGACAGUCCUGACUCGACCUACGGUGUCUACAAGAGUCUCCUCUUUGACCACUUAUCCGACCUGCCGGCCGAAAAUGUGCACAAAAUCAGCCUGGAAGGCACUGCCGCAGAAGUAGCCGCCAAAUACCAGGCUGACAUAAUGGCCUUCUUCGGAGCUGAGAAUGGCUACCCGGCUUUUGAUUUACUCCUGCUUGGACUCGGUCCCGACGGACAUACCUGUUCACUCUUCCCGAAUCACCAACUGCUUUCC